Molecule: messenger RNA, 1652 nt
Organism: Astyanax mexicanus (Mexican tetra)
Lineage: Eukaryota; Metazoa; Chordata; Actinopteri; Characiformes; Acestrorhamphidae
Gene: trappc5
Product: trafficking protein particle complex subunit 5
Exons: 3
Coding region: 156-722 (188 amino acids)
Biological process (GO): endoplasmic reticulum to Golgi vesicle-mediated transport
Cellular component (GO): TRAPPIII protein complex; TRAPPII protein complex; TRAPPI protein complex
Source: RefSeq, a predicted model, not a curated record
UAAUGUGUCUCCUGAGUGUUUAAACCCUGCUUGUUAAGGUAUGUGAGCUAGCCGGCUGGCUAACCGGUAGUUGCUUACGUUACUGAAGCGGCCAGUGAGCUGAAUUCAUCGCUAAGCUAGUUAGCUAAACAGCUAACUAACAUUACCGAAACGAAAUGGAGACUCGCUUCACUAGGGGUAAGUCCUCCAUCCUGGAGCGCUCCCUCACCAGACCCAAGACUGAGGUGAGUGUGAGCGCCUUCGCCCUGCUCUUCUCAGAAAUGGUGCAGUACUGCCAGAGUCGGGUGUACUCCGUGUCGGAGCUGCAGGGCCGCCUGGCCGACAUGGGCCAGAGUGUCGGUGCCAGUCUGCUGGAUGUUUUGGUGAUGAGGGAGAAGAAUGGGAAGCGAGAGACCAAAGUGCUGAACAUACUGCUCUUCAUCAAGGUAAACGUAUGGAAAGCCCUGUUUGGCAAGGAGGCUGAUAAACUGGAGCAGGCCAACGAUGAUGACAAGACAUACUACAUCAUAGAGAAAGAGCCACUAAUUAACGCCUACAUAUCUGUUCCUAAAGAGAACAGCACUCUGAACUGUGCAGCCUUUACUGGCGGCAUCGUAGAGGCUAUUUUGACUCACAGCGGAUUCCCUGCCAAAGUAACCGUGCACUGGCAUAAAGGAACCACACUUAUGAUCAAGUUUGAUGAGGCGGUUAUUGCUCGAGAUAAAGCUCUGGAUGGAAGAUAAAAGAUAAUAGUUUAGCAUUUUUUCCCCUCACUGCUGUUGAAAUUCCAUUAUGACCAUUGCAGACAUGACUGGGGAUAUUGAACGGGGACCAGUUCCUUGGUCAGUUCCUGAUCAGCUUUGUGAAUUUUUAAAUUUGAAUUAGCAGAAGUGCAACAAAAGAUUUGUUGCUGUGUUAAAUCAUUAGUGAAGUGACCACAUACAAAAAUACAAAAAAUACAAAGAUACAAAAAUCCUUUCAAACCUUGAAUGGAAGUUAUAUUGGUCUAUUUAUUUUGAAAGAUAAGAAACAACUACCACAUUUCAUUACACUAUAGGUCAGAACAGAGCUCAUUUACAUCUAUCACUGUUAUAUUCACAGUUACAAAUACCUGAGAAUCUUGAAAAUGGUCAUGUAAACAUUAAAUUAUCUGUUCAAAUUGUAUUGUGCAUAUAUCAAUAGUGUAUCGACUGUGUAAACUACAUACUGUAGUUUUAUUGUAUCCAGCCAGGGUGGAGAGGCAUGCAUACUGUGUAUUUCAUGCUUGCCUCUGGCCCUUGCCCUCGUGUUACUGGGCUCUUCUUACUAAGAAAAGCUAGAAGAUUAAUAUGGAGGACAGCAAAUGAUGGCACUCAUGUCUUAUGUCCAUAUAUUUUACGAUAAGUCUAAAACAUAAUAUAUAAUUAUGAUAACGGGCUAAUUCCACACUAUUGCAGUGCAACUUUUUAUUUAUAUUUUUUGUCACAUAUGCUUUCAGUAAAUUACUGUCAGUCUUUUUUGUAAAUGUGCUUCAUCUGUGUUUUGUAGAGGUCCUUUUCAUGACAGAUUUACUUGUACUAUUAUAAACACUAUUUAGUGUGAAUGCUUCACAGGAUUUUGUUAUAAUAAUGGAAACAGUGCUGCAAUAUCAUUGAAACUCUUGUCUUGUAAAGUUUCCAUGUAAUAAAAUAUUU